UUCGCUGGCACAGCGACAGCCGUCUUCUGUCGUGAUCCGUCGUCUGCUUUUGUGUGGGUGCCAUGGAAGGAACCGAGUUUCCUCGUGGUUCCGCGUAAUCUAUUUAGUUUUUCUGAUUUUCAAUAGUUUCAUUAUUAAAUCCCCCUUGUGGUUAUUGUCUUCGGCAAACAAAGCUUGUUGCUUUGAAGUUCACACCAUGGAUUUAAACGAGCACGAAUUGGCCGAACUGGAGGAACGCCUAUACUCGCGAAUCCACCACGCAGCUGAAGGACCUGAGACGCAUAUUUCAUCCCCCGCAGACACAACCAUUGCAGUAUCCGCAAAAGUUCCCGUCGUCAACUUCAACGGGAAACUUCCCCAAGCGCCGCUGUCCGGUUCGAUUGGUGACGGAUAAAUCCGUAAUUAACAAUGCCCGGCAGACUGCAUCGGUUGCUUCCUCAAAGAUCAAACGUUACUGGGAUUCCCUCCAGCAGCAGAACAGUCGUAUGUCGUAUCCCGGAAUAAAGCAAACCCAGAAGAACGGGACCGAGCGAAGUGAGGGAUGAUGGCAAAGCAAAUGUGGAAGAGGAAGCUCUUCAGACGAAAAAGGUUUUCACACCAUACAAAUCGAUUCUUGGGUCUUUGGGAGGAGGAGGCUUGUUGAAGAGAAGAUGGUGAUCCGGAGCAAACCAUACCAAAUCCAGAUGAUAAACAGAAGAGGAAGACAGUCCCAGAAAGAGGGUUAAGCAAAAAUAGCAAUUCCGUAAGCAGUCGAAGUCGGAAGUUAGAUCAGUACAAGAAGCUCAAGGGAAAAGAGCAAAGCCUUGAAAAGCCGGCAGAAAGCAGCAAUUGGUGAGCAACGGACUUGUCGCUACGAUAGAUCUGGAUACUUCGUUGGAAGAGGAAGGCGAAUAUGUUUCACCGGAUCCGAUCAAACAGGAGAAGAUGGAACAGGAUGCCAAAUGUCAAGAAUCUGCACGAGGGACUCAGAUCCGGAUUGAGGUGGUAUUGAUUCCGAUGCCCCUCCGCCGUUUGGUAUGUAUUGAAGAUAGCGAAGAUGACGGCGCCAAACAUGGUUUACACAGCCAAAAUCGAAGAAGAAAAAGCAGACCAAGAAGAUCAAUUCCCCACGCUGCAUCAGCCCUUCCAAUAGCUCGAUCAUGUCGGACGUUUCAUCCGGUCAAGAGCGAUCGUACACGAUUGAACGACAGUUUCAUCGAAGGACUGAACAACGAUGAGGAACUAGAUUGCACAGCUCCUCACACGGUUGGUUCUUUGCUCGCUGGGGAACGUCGAGUCUUCGGAGACAUCUCCGCGAGGCGCGAGCCCCGUCAAUAUCUUCCGAUUGUACAGUAGCGACCAGUAGGCGAUACAACUGAUCCAGAUAAACGUAACGGUUUGAAAUCCAAUCAAUCGACUGUUUCUCAAGAGAUCGGUGCUCCGAAGUUAUCGUCAACCCCCAAGCAAACGUUAGCUCCCAAAAAAGACAGCAGCCGCUCCGAAAGCUUCAAAAAUCAUCGAAGACGACAGCAUAUAUGCGGCCACUUCAACCAAAAAGACGAAACCCUCAGCGGAAAAGCGCCCCAGCAGUGAAUCGUCCGAUGAGAGCGAAGGUGGAAAUAUCUCCUCUCAUUCGAAGCGCUCCAAAUCGUACCAAUCCGACACCAGCACCAGUACGGAAAAGCUUGCUGAAAAGACGGAAAAAAGCGCCGAAAGCAAGACUCCGAACACUACUCGGAUGAAGAUUUUGCUUCGAUGUUGACCGAUAUUGUACAAGCCAUUUCCGAGAAUGAAGAGGACAGUUCCAACGAAGAGGAACCACAGACGCAGGUUUCAACCCCUUUGGAAAAGGAAAGACAAACGUCUGUGUCCUCGAAAGAUGCUUCAACCGAUCAACCGACCGAGGUCAUAGAGGUGGAACCAACGGAACCGCCAACGCAAAUCAAUUUGCCUCAGAUCGAAAAGCGAGUGGUGGAAAUUGCAGCCACAGAGACAAAACGCCCAGGAGGAAACUGAAAACGAAACGGAUUCCGUUGUGGAGGUAGAAAAGUGCCUUGCCACCAGUGGUCAGCUUGGUCGAUGAAGAAUCGUGCGAUCGAAUGCAACCGGUUCGUCCAGCAGGAAAAGGAGGGACGAUGAUAUGUUUGGAGUGCGCCGAAUGGAUCAUGAUCCCGAAUGCGGCUGGAAUGAUGAGAUGCGAAAGUUUUUACAACGAUUCUUGGAAUUGUGAGGACUUUAACAUUUCGACCGUGCUUUUCAAUAUGCCCCGCUCUAACAAAUAUUGGCCCAUCGUGCACAAGGACAAGUAUCCCGACCCGCCCAAGAAGGAAAUAAUUUGCAACAAUUGUGGUGAGCGUGGCCACAUGCGCUACAAGUGCCGUAACCCUCCCAAACCAAAAACCUGUUACAUGUGUGGUCUCGCAGGUCACCAGGAGGUGCGGUGCCCAAAUACGUUGUGCCUUAAGUGUGGUGAAAAGACCAAAAAUUUCCUACGUGGCUGUCCAGCGUGCGUCCGGGAGCAGAACAUGACCUGCCAUCUGUGCGGGAUACGAGGCCAUGGGCAGAGAAAUUGUCCGGACAAGUGGCGCCGGUACCACUCGACGACCGAGGACAAUAAACCCCUGACGCAGCAAUAUGUCCGCAACCCGAACGCAAAACAUUGUUGCAUUUGUUCCCGAGCUGGCCAUCAGGCUCAUAUGUGCAAUGCUGCGUACAAAAUCUUUGGCCAAAUGGUCCCUACUACGGAAAUCAAAAGUUACCAGCCAUUGUAUCACAUGAACGAACAACUUCGACAGCAGAAUCAAAACCAAGGCCCCAAAUUCAAUCUGUUUAGCGACAUGACCGACUAUCAGCUCAAUUUCGAUAAAUCUUUUGCUGCCAACGAGAACAGUUUUUACUAUAGGUUUGCAAAGUCUGUUGGAAUCAUAGAGGAGAAAAAACGGCAAGAGGAAAAGCUCGCUCGGAAACUGAAAAGAGAAGCAAGAAAACGAAGAAAAGCUGAAGGUACUCAAAGAGCAAGCAAUUUUCCUAAUGAAACUGUAGUGAUCGAUGAUGAUUCAAAAGACGUAGAUCUAGAUCGAUCCAAAGUGAUCCCAAUAGCCAAUAGUAAUCAAGCUAAACCAACAAAUGAAGAUUCUAAUUACAGUUUUUCGGAGUUUUACGAAGACAAUACUGCCAACCUACCUCAGCCAUCCGGGGCUAUGCCGGAUUUUAUUCCUUUGAAUACACCAGAAACCGCAAUCGCCCCAGUUCCUAGCGUGGAGCACGUGACGGAUGCGAAAAUUUUCCUCACAAAACCGCAUGCUAAAAUUCUGUUGGGGCCAAUUGGAGCUGCCUUUCUCAAAGAUGCUUCUUCUAAGUUUUCGCUUAAGGUGAGCAUUUUGUUCCAAACGGUCGGCAAUGUUUUGUUGGCAAACGGAUUAUCUACUGAUCAAGACAACUUUCACAAUGAACUGGUAAAGUUCCUAAACAACGCUUCUCAUCAGAACGAACAACUGAAGCUUAUCAAUAAUGUACCCAAAGCGACCGAAAAGACAAUCCGCUAUAUCACAGACCACCUGGUGUUGCUUACACGUUCUUACGAAAAUGCCAAGGUACUUUUCAAACGCUAUCAACACUUCGAAGAGCAAGGGGCAAACACGAAAACUUGCGAUAAAAUUCGGCGAACUUUGAACAUCAUUCUGUUCGGUCAGUACGGGUUGAGAGCAGGUCGCGAACAUCUGACAAAACUGCAGUCGAACUUGAAGCACCUGCAGGAUACGGAGGAAACGAAUGUGUCUUCCGAUUUCCGAGACGAAAUCAACCAACACAUACGGUACAUUUUCACCUCUUUCGACCAUGCUGACUACGGGGACAUUUUGAAUGAGUUUGAGAAGCUGCGCAAGGUCAAGAAGCUCAUCAAAAUAAAGCCCGAAGAACUGAAUUUGCCAGCGUUACCUCCGCUCAAAGCCGGUGUAGAAACUACAAACAAGCCGUUAGAUGAUUCGUUUAACUUGUGUAAGGACUUGAAUUUCGAUGAACGUAGCAACAAUACCAACAUAUCGGAUACGUUAGAUGAAGAUCUAAUCCUGAAUACAUCCGAUCAGUUGAUCGAUGCUAACCGAAGUUCUGCCAACUAUGACGAUCAGUUAGAUGCGGAUUCGGAUCAGUCGCGGCUUGAUUCAUCUGCGAUCGAACCUAUUCCAAAUGUUACGCCAAAGCAGAAGAAGCAUAGUUCACAAAAGCAUCGAACUGGUUAUUUGCUAGAGCAGUGCAGCCACAUGGUUAAAAGGUUGAACAUUGCUCCCAUUACAGAGAAGUUUGAACGGAUAGCGAACCAGACCAGGAGGGGACAUCUAUCCAAAGCCAACCACCGAGCGCUUGUGGGAAUUCACUCGUUACUGCUAAAUAAGCUUAAUCGUAAGUUGUCGUAUAAAAAGAAGGGGGGUUCAUCAGUUUAGCGAGCUGUUUUUUUUUAAAGAGAUGAAAACUUAAUUUGGAUAUUUUUUCUUUACGGAUUGCAACAUAGUUGCGCAUAGUUUUCAAUAGAUGAAUGUGAAGUGCA
This is a messenger RNA of Aedes aegypti (yellow fever mosquito), 4522 nucleotides long. RefSeq lists its product as uncharacterized. Gene Ontology annotation, molecular function: zinc ion binding; nucleic acid binding. The coding region runs from base 2079 to 4418 and encodes 779 amino acids. NCBI's taxonomy places the organism in Eukaryota, Metazoa, Arthropoda, Insecta, Diptera, Culicidae. The transcript has 5 exons. The record is from RefSeq and is a predicted model, not a curated record.